UUUUACAGAGGUCAAAGUUGGCAAUGCCAUGUGUGUACACCGCUUCAGCUACAGAACAUUUGAGUUGGAUGCGUCUAUAGUUUUUGCUUUGUCCGCGUAUACUUCUUAAUAAAGUAAUUCAAAGUCGUCCGUUAAGUACGCAGACGGUUUUAGUUGUAGCCAGUUUUAACAAACCAGCCUGUGCUAAUUCGCGCUAGCUUCCUCAGUUCAGCUGAUAGAGCAGUUUGCAUCUUUUAGCUGCAGGACCUUCUCAUCAUGAUUUAGAGGGACAUGUUUAAAGCCCGACCGCUGCUGAGUGCCUUAGUUAACCACAGACAGAGGCUGGAGAGAAACGGUGGCUUUUAUAAAUUGUUUUGCAUGAUGAGUGAAGGGUCUGUUGAUCAGCAGCCAGCAAAGCUGAUGAAGAGAGCCAAUGAGGAAAACGAAGACUCCACUGAGAAGGUGCAAACCACUAAAAGAGUAAAAACAGAUGAGGCACACACUGAAGAUGAAAAGAAGUAUCCUAAAAAGAAAGUCGUCCUUCUUAUGGCAUACUCUGGGAAGGGCUACUAUGGCAUGCAGAGAAACCCUGGAAACACUCAAUUUCGAACCAUUGAAGAUGAUUUGGUCACUGCUCUUGUUAAAUCUGGUUGCAUUCCUGAAAACCACGGUGAUGAAAUGAAGAAGAUGUCUUUCCAAAGAUGUGCUAGAACAGAUAAGGGUGUGUCUGCUGCUGGCCAGGUGGUGUCUCUAAAGGUCCGCAUGAUUGAGGACAUCAUUGAAAAAAUCAAUGAGAAUCUGCCGCCACAGAUCAGAGUGCUCGGACUGAAACGGGUAACCCAGGGUUUCAAUUCAAAAAACAACUGUGAUGCUCGUACAUACUCCUAUAUGCUUCCAACUGUGGCCUUUUCCCAAAAAGACUAUGAUACUGGGAAUAUAUCAGCCUUUCGCCUGGAUCCAGAGACACUUCAGAGGGUGAACCGGCUUUUUUCCCUCUACAAAGGCACCCAUAACUUCCACAACUUCACCUCCCAAAAGGCUCCAAGUGACCCCAGCGCUCGCCGCUACAUCACCGAGAUGUCCUGUGGUGAGCCUUUCAUCUGCAGCGACUGUGAGUUUGCUGUGAUCACCGUGCGAGGCCAGAGCUUUAUGCUGCACCAAAUACGCAAGAUGAUCGGCCUGGUCAUUGCGGUGAUCAAGGGCUACGCGAAGGAGGCAGUGAUGGAGCGGAGCUGGGGGCAAGAGAAGGUGGACGUUCCCAAAGCUCCAGGAUUGGGGCUGGUUCUGGAGAGGGUCCACUUCGACCGGUACAACAAACGCUUCGGAGGGGACGGCCUGCACGAGCGGCUGGAGUGGGAUCGCGAGGAAGAAGCAAUCAUGGCCUUCAAGAAGUCUCACAUCUACCCCACCAUUGUUGAGACGGAAUGUCAGGAGGGCUCCAUGGUCAGCUGGAUGUCCACACUUCCUAUCCAUGACUUUGAAGCCACAGCUGCUGGAACACGAGACAAUAAGGAUCCAAAACAAGACAAUGCAGAUGAGGGAAAUGACUCUGAUUAGGCCACCAUGCCUGAAGAAAGAGGACACGUUUUCUCACCAAAAUAGAUUUUUUUUUAUUGGAGAAUUUUCCUUCUUUUUACUGUUUGACAUUACAAUAUCAGUUUUUUAGUAGGAUCAAAUCCUGUUACUCUUAUACAAAUGUUGUGAACAAACAACAAGGUAAUAAAAGCCUCUCUGUUCUGUA
Molecule: messenger RNA, 1720 nt
Organism: Acanthochromis polyacanthus (spiny chromis)
Lineage: Eukaryota; Metazoa; Chordata; Actinopteri; Pomacentridae
Gene: pus1
Product: pseudouridine synthase 1
Exons: 6
Coding region: 271-1536 (421 amino acids)
Biological process (GO): tRNA pseudouridine synthesis; mRNA pseudouridine synthesis
Cellular component (GO): nucleus
Molecular function (GO): RNA binding; pseudouridine synthase activity
Source: RefSeq, a predicted model, not a curated record